Tupaia belangeri chinensis (Chinese tree shrew) is the source of this 1509-nucleotide messenger RNA. It is a transcript of the gene CFAP96, whose product is annotated as cilia and flagella associated protein 96. The record is from RefSeq and is a predicted model, not a curated record. The transcript has 8 exons. Bases 457 to 1389 code for a protein of 310 amino acids. Lineage: Eukaryota; Metazoa; Chordata; Mammalia; Scandentia; Tupaiidae. Gene Ontology annotation, cellular component: centrosome; cytoplasmic microtubule.
UUACACUAGGUCACCCAGUGACCGAGGGGUGGAAGGCAGAAGACCUUACCAUCAACUCUGUCGGCUGCGUGUUCUGUAUCCUAUAGACGCUCUUUGUGUUGGUCGAUGAGGAUCGACUCUCCUCGCGUUCCCCCGUAGCGUGCUGGGCUUCCAUUCUGCCGUUGCCAGGGUGACGCGUCACAAUAAGCACCUGCUGUGCCCAGAACCUGCCCUGGUGCUGAGCGCAGGCUGGUCCCCGCGCGGGACGCGCUCGCUCCCAGGCGGCCCGGAGCCAGUGGCUUCCGCAGCCACGUUCACCAGGACUGGAUCCCGACUGCCUGAUCUCGGCCGUCAGAUCGGGUGUCCUCGGAGGUGUGACUUGGUCCUCGUGGACACCAGUAGAAUUUUGCUACAAAAGAAGUAGCCGUGAAGAACCUUUUGAAGUCACCAAUAUAGAGACUGACGUAAGACGCAGACAUGCCUGCAGAAGGAGGAAAAACGGAUAUGGAGAGGAUUGGCCUCUUCAGCGAGAUGGAAUAUAUUACUGUUGGUGAUAAAUAUGUAUCACAAUUUAAUCGACCUUUUAAUGAAGCAGCAAGCAAAAACAGACAGAUGUUACCUGGGGGAUCCAAAGAAAUGUCAAAUCUUCAGGCAGGUUAUUUUGACCCCCAUUUUACAAGGGUGUUUGAAGGUGAAGGCUACGUAAGUUUGAAUCAAGUUCGGAGACGGUACAUGAUGGAUGAAGCCAAAAAAAAUCUAGGCAAAGCCUUCCUCCCUAGCAGUGGAGAAAAAAAACCAUGUGGAUUAGGAAGCUACUACGGAACGAUAGGUGGCCCAGUCCCAUUCUUCAGUGCGCAGUUGAAACCCAGAGAGAAAUAUGAGGCACCUGGAAAGAAUUUAUACACAAACCCAGGGAAGAAAGGAACCGGAUAUGGCUAUGCAAAUAUUACCAUAGGUAAACAGUUUUCACAUUCUGCUGACCUCUAUGACGCACCAAGAAUAAAUUAUAAGAAAGAGAAUGAAGAACAUCAUCGUUUACUGAAAGGGUCACCUUUCAAGUUAAAUCUCUACCCACGGGAGUAUUUUGAUACCAACCCUUAUUUUUUUGAGAAAACUUUGCCACCAAUUAAAACAGAAGCGAAGAAAAGUUUACUUUCAAGCCCAUUUAAACCUUCUUCUCCUGGUAAAAAAGCUGGUGGAAUGAAGGCAGGAACAUUUGACCCUUACCCUUCACAUUCUGCUGACCCUUAUGUGGUGAAAUCGAUAAAGGAGAGUUUCGGAAAAGGUGAUAAGAUUUUCCACCCGCCAAGUGGACCCAAAAGCCGACCAGUUGAAAGUAUAAUGACUUUGAAUGUCAAAAGGGCACUAAAUGUGAAGAACUACAAGACUGCUUCAGUACAGUCCUAUUAGCAACUGGAAGACAUGUAGCAUAUUGAACCCCGACUACCAGUAAUUCAAUAUCAAGCGCUAAUUAACUGAAAAAAUAUACUACAGAACAGACAGAGCAAGCAUUUAUAAAAAAUUUAAACU